CUCUUGGAACGACCGUAAAAUAAUUCCGACCUUCUCUCCUUGGGUGAAGGUUCUCUUCGGUUACUCAGUUGCAUUAUCUCUCAACUGCUUCUUUACGUUACAGUUACAAUGUCUGGCCGUGUUCUUGUUGGUGUUAAGCGAGUCAUUGACUACGCAGUUAAGAUUCGUGUGAAGCCAGAUAACAGUGGGGUUGUGACGGAUGGCGUUAAGCACUCAAUGAACCCCUUCUGUGAGAUCGCUGUAGAGGAGGCGGUUAAGCUCAAGGAAAAGAAGCUCAUUAAGGAGGUUGUAGCUGUCAGCUGCGGCCCACAGCAAUCACAGGAGACCAUCCGUACUGCUCUUGCCAUGGGGGCUGACCGAGGCAUUCAUGUAGAAGUAAGCGGAAAAGACUAUGAAGCAUUGGGCCCUCUGCAAGUGUCCAAGAUCCUGGCUGCUUUGGCUAAAAAGGAAGAGGCCCAACUGGUUAUACUUGGCAAACAGGCCAUCGACGAUGACUGCAAUCAAACUGGACAGAUGACAGCAGCCUUACUGGACUGGCCUCAGGGUACAUUUGCAUCAGAGGUGUCACUGGAAGGAGACAAGGUUAAAGUGGUGAGAGAAAUCGAUGGUGGCCUGGAAACUAUAAAGAUAAACACACCUGCUGUAUUGACUGCAGAUCUUCGACUCAACACUCCAAGAUAUGCUACCCUUCCCAAUAUCAUGAAAGCUAAAAAAAAGAAGGUAGUAAACAUGAAACCUGCAGACUUGGGGGUGGACGUCGCAACACGGCUGGAGGUGUUGAGAGUGGAUGAGCCCCCACAGCGGCAGGCUGGGGUGAAAGUGGAGACGGUGGAGGACCUGGUGGGCAAACUUAAGGAGACAGGGAGAAUAUAGACUCUUGAGUAGCAUAAGCAGAAGAAUGAACUCAGCAGAAGGGACUCUGAGGAAUAACUGGACUGCAUUAUAUGAGCACAUUAAGGAGACUAGUUUAUGGAUUCAUCUAAUCCCUCUGUGACUACAGCUCGUUUGGAGAGGAGUACUGAGAAACAUCCUCCUGCAGAACCAGACUGCCACAAGAAGGACAUUGCUGCCUUUAUGUGCAUUCUAAUGAGUUCAUCUGUAUCAUAGGCUACUAAUUUAACUUUAGAUGAGAAGUUUGAAAUACUUUGAACCCAGAAACAUCACGCUGUUUGUUUGUAUUGCACUGUACAUUUAAUCUGUUUCACUGAUCAGCCUCAGUUGUUCAAUGCUUUAAUUUUUAAUUACACAGUCACACGGGUGCAGACUUUUAAAAUGAUUCAUGUAAAUGUGGACCCAAACAUGUUGAGAUGAGUUCACGGUUGGUGUUAUCAUUUUGACUUGUAAUUUGUAUAGCUUGAUUUUAACUGGGUUUCAAUACUUUACCUACAGUAGAUGGUGUAUCUCAGUUUGAGCAAAAGAAGAUGAUCCAAUGGAAAUUGUACCAUAAAUGCCUCAGCUCUCUGUUGAUUGUACAGAACAUUACAGUUACAAUAAAGCGGCCAGUCAUUUCAUACAUAA
This is a messenger RNA of Betta splendens (Siamese fighting fish), 1518 nucleotides long. RefSeq names its product electron transfer flavoprotein subunit beta (gene etfb). Bases 109 to 873 code for a protein of 254 amino acids. NCBI's taxonomy places the organism in Eukaryota, Metazoa, Chordata, Actinopteri, Anabantiformes, Osphronemidae. Gene Ontology annotation, molecular function: electron transfer activity. The transcript has 7 exons. The record is from RefSeq and is a predicted model, not a curated record. Gene Ontology annotation, cellular component: cytosol.